Messenger RNA from Vitis vinifera (wine grape), 486 nucleotides. RefSeq names its product cysteine-rich receptor-like protein kinase 29. The coding region runs from base 1 to 486 and encodes 161 amino acids. Gene Ontology annotation, molecular function: protein kinase activity; ATP binding. The record is from RefSeq and is a predicted model, not a curated record. The transcript is spliced from 2 exons. Gene Ontology annotation, biological process: protein phosphorylation. Lineage: Eukaryota; Viridiplantae; Streptophyta; Magnoliopsida; Vitales; Vitaceae.
AUGGCUCCUGAAUAUGCAAUGCAUGGGAACUUCUCGGUUAAGUUAGAUGUCUAUAGUUUUGGUGUGUUGAUUUUGGAAAUAGUCAGCGGUCAAAAGAACAAUUGUUCCGGCAAUGGGGAGAAUGCGGAAGACCUUAUAAGCUUUGCAUGGAGAAGUUGGAGGGAUGGAUCAGUUUCAAAUUUGAUAGAUCCUUCUGUGAGCUCUGGUUCAAGAAGUGAAAUUAUGAGAUGCAUACAUAUUGGGUUGUUAUGUGUUCAAGAAAAUGUAGCUGACAGACCAACAAUGGCUUCAGUUGUUCUUAUGCUUAGUAGCUACUCUCUCACUGUCCCAUUACCUUCACAACCUGCUUUCUUCUUGCACGGUAGCAUGGGCCCAGAGACACCCUUGCUACAGGAUUCUGAUUCUGGAGUAACCAAGUCUUCUGAUAAUGUUUCAGCAGGCAUGUCCGUAAAUGAGACCUCAAUUACUGAGCUCCACCCUCGUUAG